Cynoglossus semilaevis (tongue sole) is the source of this 4855-nucleotide messenger RNA. RefSeq names its product E3 ubiquitin-protein ligase SMURF2. Gene Ontology annotation, biological process: proteasome-mediated ubiquitin-dependent protein catabolic process; negative regulation of BMP signaling pathway; protein ubiquitination. Gene Ontology annotation, molecular function: SMAD binding; ubiquitin protein ligase activity. Lineage: Eukaryota; Metazoa; Chordata; Actinopteri; Pleuronectiformes; Cynoglossidae. Gene Ontology annotation, cellular component: cytoplasm. The record is from RefSeq and is a predicted model, not a curated record. Bases 899 to 3211 code for a protein of 770 amino acids. The transcript has 19 exons.
ACCGGACAGUCUACAGACAGGACAGUCUACAAACUCGGACUAAGUAAAUAUUUCAAAUCAGAAAACUACCAAACUGGUAAUGGCUACUGUACCUGCUAAGGAACGGUGUGUUCUAUCUAUGAUCCAUGGUAUUAUACAGUAUCGUGAGGAGUAUUCUACAUGAACUGUUCAGUGAAACAUCUGACUGGAGCUGAGCCUAGAACCUCAAUCAGAUUUAGUCAAUUUCACUAAAUUCCAACCAUGUACAUCUUUUUUUUUCUCCUGAACUAAGAAAACACCUCCAGUUUCUUACAGUUGUAACUGUUCGUGACGGGAUCUGGCUACAUUUGUUAGAGGCGAACCCACGUAAUCAGAGCCGAGAACUGUCGGUACUUUAGGACACGCAUUCGCACUCUGAAGUGUGUGUUAUAACGAUCAGGUGCCACAUGCUGGAGACUCUGUCUGACUCCCCCCAGAGCCUGUUGUCGUCACUGGUCAGCUCCUACCAGCAGGAUCCUGAGGAGGGAUCUAAAACCGAAGCUUCUCCACAGUUGAGCUCUGACCGAGCGUAGAGAGGAGCAGGGCUCAGUCCGGGGCAGACGAGCCUCCUUCCCGAAGAUGUGACGGCAAGCACCGCGUAACAGCGUCUCUGCGUAGCUGCACUUUUCCUCUGGGCGGAAGUCAGCGUUUCCAGUAAAUGCACUCUGCAGCGGUUCUCCAAUCGCUUUAUCCCCCCACAUUUUCUGUCGUAUUCGUGAGCUAUCGCAGUGGCUUUCGAGUCCACAUCCGGGCCACAAUGCUUUGACUCCAUUAUUGUCCGAAGCUGGCGGAGCGGUUGAUGAUAAGCUUUAUUUUAAUUUCAAUUUUAGCGACACAGACAGACCUUAUGAAGUGCGUUGAAGACUGGGACUGAAAGGACAUGUCGAACCAAGGAGUGCGUCGGAAUGGGCCGGUGAAGCUGCGACUAACAGUCCUCUGUGCCAAAAACCUUGCCAAGAAAGACUUUUUCCGUCUACCUGAUCCUUUUGCCAAGGUGGUGGUAGACGGUUCAGGGCAAUGCCACUCUACAGAUACUGUGAGGAACACACUUGACCCCAAGUGGAAUCAACACUAUGAUCUAUACGUUGGAAAAUCUGACUCCAUCACCAUCAGUGUGUGGAAUCACAAGAAGAUUCACAAGAAGCAAGGAGCUGGUUUCCUGGGCUGUGUCCGCCUUCUGUCCAACGCCAUCAACCGCCUUAAAGACACAGGCUACCAAAGACUAGACCUGAACAAGCUGAGCCCCAAUGACAGUGACACAGUCAGGGGUCAGAUAGUGGUGAGCCUGCAGUCAAGAGACCGGAUUGGCACAGGGGGCCCUGUGGUUGACUGCAGUCGUCUGUUUGACAAUGAUCUUCCAGAUGGGUGGGAGGAGAGGAGGACCGCAUCUGGACGGAUGCAAUACUUGAACCACAUCACACGAACCACACAGUGGGAAAGGCCUACCAGGCCUGCAUCAGAGUACUCCAGCCCGGGUCGACCACUCAGCUGCAUCGUGGAUGAGAACACACCCAUCAGUACAAAUGGUGCCACGCCCAUAACAGCAUUCACACCCAGUGAUGGCGACCAGCGGGCCCAGGAGCGUCGAGUCCGUUCACAGAGGCAUCGCAAUUACAUGAGCAGAACCCACCUGCACAUGCCCCCAGAUCUUCCUGAGGGUUAUGAGCAAAGGACUACACAGCAAGGACAGGUGUACUUCCUCCACACACAGACAGGUGUCAGUACGUGGCAUGACCCUCGAGUACCCAGAGAUCUGAGCAACGUCAACUGUGAGGAACUGGGACCCCUCCCCCCAGGAUGGGAAAUUCGCAAUACAGCCACAGGAAGGGUUUAUUUCGUUGACCACAACAACCGUACAACGCAGUUCACAGAUCCACGUCUCUCUGCCAACCUGCAUCUGGUUCUGAAUCCAAGUCCUAAUGAUUCUGGAGGAGCCACGGAGAGUCAGAAUGUCAGUCGACAAAACCAGUUGAAAGAUCAGACCCAGCAGGCUCUGGUGUCCCCCGGUCAAUUCCCAGAGGACGCCGAGUGUCUCACUGUCCCCAAGUACAAGAGAGAUCUGGUUCAGAAGCUGAAGAUCCUCCGUCAGGAGUUAUCCCAGCAGCAGCCUCAGGCCGGCCACUGUCGCAUCGAGGUGUCCCGUGAGGAGAUCUUUGAGGAAUCGUACCGACAGGUGAUGAAGAUGAGGCCUAAAGAUCUGUGGAAGAGGCUAAUGGUUAAGUUCAGAGGAGAAGAAGGUCUGGACUAUGGAGGAGUGGCUCGGGAGUGGUUGUAUCUGCUGUCUCACGAGAUGCUGAACCCGUACUACGGCCUUUUCCAAUAUUCCCGGGAUGACAUCUACACUCUACAGAUAAACCCAGACUCUGCCGUCAACCCUGAACAUUUGUCCUACUUUCACUUUGUGGGUCGUAUCAUGGGAAUGGCUGUGUUCCACGGCCACUACAUCGAUGGCGGCUUCACCCUCCCAUUCUACAAGCAGCUGCUGGGUAAACCUAUCACUCUGGAUGACAUGGAGUCUGUGGACCCUGACCUGCACAACAGUCUCGUGUGGAUUCUAGACAAUGACAUCACCGGUGUGCUGGACCACACCUUCUGUGUAGAACACAAUGCCUAUGGAGAGAUUAUCCAGCAUGAGCUCAAGCCCAAUGGUAAGAGUAUUCCCGUGACCCAGGACACCAAAAAGGAGUACGUCCGGCUCUACGUGAACUGGCGUUUUCUGCGAGGCAUUGAAGCUCAGUUCCUGGCUCUGCAGAAAGGCUUCAAUGAAGUCAUUCCCCAGCACCUUCUAAAAGCCUUUGAUGAGAAGGAACUAGAGCUGAUUGUGUGCGGUCUCGGUAAAAUUGACAUCAACGAUUGGAAAUCCAACACUCGACUCAAACACUGCAGCCCAGACAGCAACAUUGUAAAGUGGUUUUGGAAAGCUGUCGAGUCAUUUGACGAGGAGCGCAGAGCACGGCUGCUGCAGUUUGUCACCGGCUCUUCAAGAGUUCCUCUUCAAGGCUUCAAGGCCCUUCAAGGUGCUGCAGGUCCGCGUCUGUUUACCAUCCACCAGAUUGAUGCCAGUACCAACAACCUGCCCAAGGCCCACACAUGUUUUAAUAGGAUCGACAUUCCUCCCUACGAGCAUUACGACAAACUGUACGACAAGUUGCUCACAGCCAUCGAGGAAACCUGCGGCUUUGCUGUGGAGUGACUCAUGGAUGCAGUGACUUGCGGUGUGAACACUCUCCAACAGAUCCACUCUCUGAGAUGGUGGGUAGCCCGUCACCACUUCACCCAGAGAUGCACACACUUGAUAGAGAUGAGCGGUCAAAGUAAAGGCGGGGCUGGAAAAGAAAAAUUGAAAAUAUCAUGUGACUGUGGUUUUUGUUUUAUUUUGGCUGAACCUCAUUUAUGGAUUUUGUAUCAUUGAAAAGAAUAAAUUUAGCUGCUAAUAACUCUAGUGACUUUCUACUAACUAAUGAAACACCUGCCCGUUCUUCCCUUUUGUCUAAGCCCAUUUAGCAGUGAUCCAUUUUACUGACUGUCAGCAGACAGACCAGACUGCUUGGAUACGAUAGUACAGGGUUAGUAGUUGUCCCCAACACCACUGGUUCCAAACACUAAACUUUGGAUGUGAUAAGUUCACCUCUGGUUUUUGCUGAUGGAAAGGCAUUGAUGGAGACUGUGUACAAUUCUUUUUUAAAGGGGGGGGGGGGGGGGUGCAUCUGUAUGACACCGUCCCACCCAUUUUCCAGAUGUCCACCAACAACUGCUAAUUCUAUUAGUGUUAUUUCUGUAUGUCAGACAAAUGGAAAAGAGUUAGUGUUUGUUAUUGGUAAAUUCUAGAACCCCUAGAUCAACCAUGGCGGUUUAUAACAGCAGAAUUAAGCUUGAUCCUGUUUGUUCUCAAUUUUAUCCCUCCUAUUUGCAAAGGAAGGCAAAAAACUAAAAUGACCCAAACUAAAAGUCUGCAGUUUCAGAAACACACUUGUGUGAGAGUAAUCUUUACAAAUAUUAAGAGAUUUAAGUUGUAUUGAUCCCACCUUUUGGAUUGUUUUGCCAAUUUUUUUUAAUUCUAUUUUUUCUUCUACUGCCUCCAUGUUGCCAGAGCAAAAUGAAUGAAAGACUUUUGGGCAUUGUGGUGCUACACAGAAACACAUUUAGUCUUAUAUUUGCAACCAUACUCAUAGACAUCCUACUUGUUGCACAAGACACCGGUCAUUCUAGUAUUUGUCUCUAUUUAGCUCUGUUGGUUCACAUGAUGGUAUUUAGUUCAGAAGUGUUGGUUUAUAAUCUAAAAAAAUAUUGUUCCACAGUCCUACAGUGAUGUUUAUAUCUAAAAUAAAGAGGUUAUUUUCUAAGAUGAUUAAAAGGAAAACACCUCAGUCCCUAUGACCAAGGACUGCUCUAAACAACUGCAAAUUCUCUUUUACAUGGACAAGUGUAUGUCCUCAGAUGGCGCUUUGUACAAUAACAUUGUUCAUAUGCUGUAUGUGGAUCAAACAACCUGUAAUUUAUGUUUAACUUAAGUAGAAAAAAUAUAUAUAUAAAUGAAAAGAGAAAUUGCACAUGGAGUGGAUAAAGUGGUCAAAACAGUGACUACUGUAGUCAUCACAGCUUACCUUCACAGCUGCCUCUCACCAAAGACACAAGUUUGUCUUUGAAAGACAAAAGUGAGAUGCAGUUUUUUUAUUUGAUCCCCCAGCUCCCAUCUUUUGUUAAAUAGCAUGAUCCACAGGACUAUAUCUCUCAUAGCUGACUGAUGCAAUUGGCUGUACGUUAACACUCAUUUUGUAAGAGUAUUUUAUUUUUGUGUGUAAUUAUUUCUAAUUAAACUUGCCUUUGUCUAACAUUG